UUGAGCGAUUCUGAAUCAAUCGAUGUGGAGGAAUGUGGAACGGAAAACGUAGUCAGCGUUCGUAUCAUCCAAUCCUCGUUUAAGGCUAUUGUUUCUGAAGCAAUAGAUAAAAUGAUGGGUGCGAAGUUAGUGAUUGAUCGUUAUGGCUUGGAUAGUAACAGCCAAGAAUCCCAAGAACAAAGAACAAGUGACAGCAUGGAACCACGGCUAGGUGAAAAACUUACAGUCCUCAUAAAUGAUAUCUCGAUUUCAAUGAAGAGACUGGAAUACGCCCUUUACAGGGGCACUGCUCAUAAAAAGUGUGAAGGUGCCACUUACACCUACUCCUACAAGUGUGAUGUGAAGGCGUUUGUGAACAGUUUAGCUGCAAAGGAGUCAUUUAAGGCAAGAAUGCUGAGGGACGUGAAAAAAGUUAUCGAUAUCCUGGCUGACCCCGAUUGUGAAGUAAUUCGUCCCAUUGUUGUCGACUACACCCUCAUAGAGGUGGACGAAGGGAAAUAUUGGUCUGUCUCUGAAAGACGGUUCUUGAAGAACACAAUUCCA
Messenger RNA from Porites lobata, 543 nucleotides. NCBI's taxonomy places the organism in Eukaryota, Metazoa, Cnidaria, Anthozoa, Scleractinia, Poritidae. The record is from the annotation of a GenBank genome assembly.